Hyposmocoma kahamanoa is the source of this 3389-nucleotide messenger RNA. RefSeq names its product fl(2)d-associated complex component-like. Bases 85 to 3132 code for a protein of 1015 amino acids. Gene Ontology annotation, molecular function: metal ion binding. Gene Ontology annotation, cellular component: RNA N6-methyladenosine methyltransferase complex. NCBI's taxonomy places the organism in Eukaryota, Metazoa, Arthropoda, Insecta, Lepidoptera, Cosmopterigidae. The transcript has 9 exons. The record is from RefSeq and is a predicted model, not a curated record.
CGAAAGGUUCCGUGCGUGGCGCCGGCGAAAAUGUGUUUUUAGUUGGAUUUAGUUGAGAAGUGAGACCAAUGUUUUUCUUUUAUAAUGUCAAAACAAGGAAAAAGAAAAAUUACUGUCGAAUUACCGAAAUCAAAGGACCUUGCAAACAGACCUAGUGUUUUUGAGCGUCUCGGAACCAAGAAAGCUAGUGCUAAAAAAACAACUGAACAUUGUAGGCAAUGGGCACAACACGGAAAUUGCGCCUACGGUAAAAGCUGUAAAUUCGCGUCAACUCAUACACUUAUUAGUCCUUCUAAACAGCGGGCAGCGAACAAAGAUAGUGAACAAAAACGUUCUGUGAAGGACGAUACCAAGAAUCGUCUGCAUUCGACUGUGGUAGUGAGACGUAGUCCCGACGGCGAAAUUGAUAACUGGGACCAAAAUGAUUUGGAAUACGCGGAUACGGAUGUUCUUGAAAAAAGAAGGCUGCAGUUGCAGCGUGAAUUAGAGUUGCAAUUGAAAAUGGACUCUGGUAAAGAUAUGCGGAAAGAUAAAAAGAAAGCAGUGUCGAGUUCCUCGUCUUCGAGGAGCUCCAGCUCUUCUAGUGUCUCUUCGUCUUCCUCAGAUGGAAGUUCAUCGUCGUCUUCUUCCGGCAGGGAAGCUAGGCGAAAGACAAAGAAAGGAAAGUUAAAAAGGAAUUCUAGCUCUUCCUCUGAUGGAGAUGUGCCAACUAAGAAAAAAUUUCUUAAAAGUGAUUCUUUAAAAAGAGAUAAGACUGAUACAAAAAAAUCAGGUAUAAAAAAAGAAGAAAAGGUUUUGAAAAAGCAUGAUUCAAAUAAAAAGAAAGCUCUCACAAAGGCAGCAAUUGGAAAAAAGUCUUUAUCACCUGGAAAAAAAUCCGGUGGCACACCUCCAAUCACAUCUAAAACACUGGGGAAAGGAGUUUCAAAACAUGGAAAAUCUCCACAAAGGAGGGAUAGGAAUAGAAGUGUUUCUCCUCAUUCUUCUAGAGAAAAGGAAAGAGACCGCAAGGAGAGGGACAAAGAUAGGGAAAAAGAUCGCGAGAAAGAAAGAGAUCGUCCUCGGGGUCGUAGUAGAUCACCAAAAAAAGGUCGAUCUAGGUCUCCACGUCGUCACGGUUCACAUUCGAAAGAUGCUACUAGACGGAAAGACAGUUCAGAAAGAAGUAGACCUGUAUCUCCUAAAAAGCAAACUAGGAGGGAUCUAAGUGUAGAACGGCAUAGAAAAAAGUCAUCUAGUAGAGACAGGGGUCGAGAUCAUAAAGAUCGGUCGUUAGAAAGAAGAAAAGAGAAACAUGAGGAUAAGGAUCGUCACGAAAGGAAAGAUAGGGGGCGCGAUAGGAAAGAUGGCAAAAGAGACGAUAGCAAACGAAGGGGCCGUGAUCGAGGUUUAGGAGGUCGAGGUGGAGCUGACAAAGGGCUCGAAAAACCCAAUAAGCCAAUGGAAAGAUUGCUGCCUAGGCCAGAAGAACGAUUAGCUGCUCUUGCAGCUAUUUCCAACAGAGCUUUAGAAACUGAUAAGAAUUCAAAUACGUCUAAAGAUAGACAAGAUACACAUUCUGAAAGAGGGGGGCGUAAACAAGAUAGACUUGAAAGAGACAGGUCUAGUAAGAGGGAUAGAAUGGACAGCAUGGAGAGAGAUCAAGGUGAUUAUGAAAUGGGUAUGGAUCGCCAAUAUGACCGUGACCAUGGAAUGGAUCACUAUGACAGAGGAGGUGACCGUUAUGAAGAUGGUCCCAGAGACGAUGAUCGAUCUCCUGGCUAUGGAGUAUCUGGAAGAGAUAGGCAUUAUGAUUCUGGGUAUGAUAUGCCUGGGCCAGCGAGAGGGUAUCCUGACGAUGAUGAGAGAAUAUAUGGUGAUCAUAUGGGUGAUCACCGUGGUGUUGAUAUGGGUUACGACGAUCGACGUCCUCACCGUGAUCGUUCAUGGGAAGGGCGUUCAGGCUCGAUGGAUCGUGAGCGUGGAUAUAUUCAUCCACAUAAGGAUUGGGAUAAUGACGAUUACCGACCAGGAGGUGGCGGCGGCGGUGAUUGGGGUAGAGAUCGACAUUGGGGAAUGCAUGAACCUCAGAUGAACGAGUGGGGUGACAAAGAUCCUGAUAUGGAGGGUUGGCAUCACAGAGGUCAUAUGCCAGGGCCUCACCGUGGUCGUAUGCAUGAUGAUUAUGGUCGUGGAAUGAGAAUGGAUAUGGGUCGAGGCGAUAAACGGCGAGGACCUAGAAAUGACCCCGAACCAAGUGCGAAAGAAACACCGCCGCCCGUGCAGGUGACCCCAGCUGCUCCCCCACGACAAGAACCCGAAGUAGAUGACAAACCUAUUCCUGAUGACCUCAGUGAAAUCAGCGAUGACCCCGAUGACAUAUUAAAUAGAGAAGAUAUGAUAGAUCAGAAUAUGGAUGAAGACAGUCAAAGUGCUUUGCCUCUUGAGGAAAAUGUUUUGAAGCCUGAUGGAUCGGAAAAAGAGUCAACACAGGAUACUGGUGGUGCUGGUGAAGAAAAGGAGUCGCAUGAUGUCAAAGAUGAUGAGGAUGUCACACAUCUUGAUUUUGAAGAAAUCUCAGAUGGGGAACUUGAAGAGGAGAGAACUAGAGCAGGUUUAGGCGACGCUCUUGGUGUGGAUUGGGCGAGUCUCGUGGCUGAUGUACGUCGACGCGAGCAAACCGCCCCAGUCGGCGGCGCGCGUGAUCGUUGGCGACCUGAGCGAGUUCUUGUGCGCCUGGGGCUUUCGGUGCACAUGGCUGGCAAAGCUACUGUACAAGAUGUAUUACAUCAGAAUGCCGCGAUUCUGAAAGAAGAUAAUAGUAAAGAAAAAUCGGAGAGUCAAACUAUAGAGCAAAAUGGAAAACACGAAGAAGAGAAACCAAAGGUGGAACCUGCAUCUCAUGUUGACACAUUGCAUCCUGUCGCUGCUAUACAGGUCGCGUCACAAAAACGAAAACGGCAGCGAGCUGUUCUUUUUGGGUCUGGCUGUGAAAUAACACGGGGAUUAAGUGCAAGACGAGAUUUGGCUCUGCGUCGCUAUUUAUGCCACUUACCAGUAGCAGAACGAACUGGCCAAUCACGUGUGACGCCACAGCCUUCUCUAUUCCAUGCCGCUCGCGCUCUUCUAAUGCAAGCACCAGUCACAGGCUGACGCUAGUCCUUAUCCAAAUUCUGUGAAGACCAGCAUGUCUUUCUGUGCGUAAAUAAUAUUGUUCUGGACUGUAACAAUGACAAGCAAGUGAAACAGUGCGAACGAAACUUACCUGAAGUAACACUAAUUCGGGUUGUAUCAACAAGUGAUUUGACACAGUGGUAGUGGAAAAAUUUCUUGAUGUUGCUGGUUUGGUGUGAUGGUUGGAACAUUUCAAAUAAAUGACAUGUUUAAAAGUUUAACCAUUUAAUUAAAAC